AUGAAACAGCUGACGUUGCCUGUUGAACUCUCCCUGAGUGUCGGGGCGGACAUCUUUCCUUUAGCUCGUUCCCUUCGCGUGAAGCUCUCGGCGCUCCGUCCUCCUGCGGGCCAGGAGACGCUUACAGGAGAUUUUGCAUUGACGUUGCUACAGACCGAGCACGAGGAGCACGAGGAGCACGCGGAGCACGAGGUGCACGAGGUGCACGAUGAGCACGAGGAGCACGAUGAGCACGAUGAGCACGAGGAGCACGCGGAGCACGAGCACGAGGAGCACGAGGAGCACGAUGAGCACGAUGAGCACGAGGAGCACGAGGUGCACGAGGAGCACGAUGAGCACGCGGAGCACGAGGUGCACGAGGAGCACGAUGAGCACGAUGAGCACGAGGAGCACGAGGAGCACGCGGAGCACGAGGUGCACGAUGAGCACGAGGUGCACGAUGAGCACGAUGAGCACGAGGAGCACGAUGAGCACGAGGAGCACGAUGAGCACGAUGAGCACGAGGUGCACGAUGAGCACGAGGAGCACGAUGAGCACGCGGAGCACGAGGUGCACGAUGAGCACGAGCACGAUGAGCACGAGGAGCACGCGGAGCACGCGGAGCACGAGGAGCACGAUGAGCACGAUGAGCACGAGGAGCACGAUGAGCACGAUGAGCACGAGGAGCACGCGGAGCACGAUGAGCACGAGGAGCACGAGGAGCACGAGGUGCACGCGGAGCACGAGGAGCACGAUGAGCACGAUGAGCACGAGGAGCACGAGGAGUUCGGGGGCGAGGGAACGGUGCGGUGA
This is a messenger RNA of Cyclopterus lumpus (lumpfish), 792 nucleotides long. RefSeq names its product histidine-rich glycoprotein-like. The record is from RefSeq and is a predicted model, not a curated record. The transcript has 5 exons. The coding region runs from base 1 to 792 and encodes 263 amino acids. NCBI's taxonomy places the organism in Eukaryota, Metazoa, Chordata, Actinopteri, Perciformes, Cyclopteridae.